Messenger RNA from Chanos chanos (milkfish), 1166 nucleotides. RefSeq names its product ER lumen protein-retaining receptor 2. The transcript has 5 exons. The record is from RefSeq and is a predicted model, not a curated record. Gene Ontology annotation, molecular function: ER lumen protein retrieval receptor activity. The coding region runs from base 188 to 982 and encodes 264 amino acids. Lineage: Eukaryota; Metazoa; Chordata; Actinopteri; Gonorynchiformes; Chanidae. Gene Ontology annotation, biological process: protein retention in ER lumen. Gene Ontology annotation, cellular component: membrane.
AGUAGUGCUGGAUGAGAGAAGCGCUAGGGAAAAUCACGGACAAUCACGCCGUCAAUCUUCUGGGAGGACCUGUUUAUUUCAUAGCCAGCGUUUUUAGUUGUUUUCGAACAGCUGAAAGCAACGGUCUUGUCUUUCUUUCGUUCUUUCUUUCUUUGUUUUUGUGUUACUUUCUUUUGUUUUAACUAAGAUGCUUGUCCUUCGCAUAGAGGCCGAUGUUUCGCAUGUCCUAGCUAUCAUCAUAUUGUUUGUCAGGUUCGUCAGCUUGAAAUCCUGCGUAGGUCUAUCUGGAAAAUCUCAGAUGUUGUAUGCCCUCGUCUUCACCACCAGAUACCUGGACCUCUUCACCUCUUUCAUCUCUGUCUACAACACGGUUAUGAAGGUGCUGCUCAUCUUCACAUCUUACCUGGCUGCUUUUCUGAUCUAUGUGGUAUUCAGAAGCUCCUACGACUCGAGGCGUGACUCCUUUCCCCUGGCUUUCCUCUUAGUCCCCAUGGCUCUGCUCUCUCUCCUGGUCAACAAUAGAAUGGACGCUGUGGAGAUCUGCUGGCAGUUCUCCCUCUGGCUGGAGUCAGUGGCCAUCGUUCCUCAGCUCUGUAUGAUCGCUACAGGAGGGAGAAUCGACACUAUGAUUGUCCUCUACCUCUUCUUCCUGGGCUCGUACCGGGCCCUCUACGUGGUCAGAUGGGUCUUAACGUACUAUUAUGUGGGUUAUGUAGAUAGCCUUUUGCUCUCGGCUGGAGUGCUGCAGACUGCUGUCUACUGUGGUUUCUACCUCUACUGCACCGGAGUGUUGAGCAGGAUGUUACCCGAGCGUGUGAAACGUCUCCUGACGUCCCGUUUCUCCACCCUUAACCUCCGCCCUUCACGCAAAGACAACUCCAUCCUGGCGGUCCUGAAUCCUGUCAAGAAAAACGCUGACAUAUCCGUUUACCACAUUCCCUACCAAUCACUGGGAACCAGUCCCUGUAAAGCCAGCGCCUAGCCUGGCCACCGACAGCGUGUGGAGGGCAAAUAGCCCAAGUGUCAUAAUUACUAAGUAGCUGAUGUCAUAAUUAACCAACCAAUGUGAUUCUUAUAUGCUAUGCUUUUUACUGCUUAACACUUUUACAAUUAAAAAUGUGGAGAAUGUAUUUUUUAAUCUAACAAACAAUACACGUAUCAUUGUU